GGCGCGCGCCUGCUGGCCGGCGGCGGCAGCGCGGGGCUGCGCGGAGCGCCCGUCCCAAUGGCGGCGCUGAAGUACGCGGGGCUGGAGGACACGGACAGCGAGGAGGAGCUGCCGCCGGGCUGGGAGGAGCGCACCACCAAGGACGGCUGGGUUUACUACGCGAACCACCUGGAAGAAAAAACACAGUGGGAACAUCCUAAGUCUGGGAAGAGGAAACGUGUUGCAGGAGGUCUGCCAUACGGAUGGGAGCAGGAGACUGAUGAAAAUGGACAAGUCUAUUUUGUAGACCACAUAAACAAAAGGACUACCUACCUUGACCCAAGACUGGCCUUUACAGUUGAAGAUAAUCCGGUAAAACCUACCACUAGACAAAAAUAUGAUGGAAACAGUACUGCAAUGGAAAUACUCCAGGGUCGUGACUUGAGUGGAAAAGUGGUUAUAAUCACGGGAGCAAAUUCAGGAAUAGGUUUUGAAACUGCAAAGUCUCUUGCACUACAUGGGGCAUAUGUUAUCCUGGCCUGCAGAAAUACGUCAAGAGGCAAUGACGCUGUACAACGCAUUCUUGUGGAAUGGCAUAAAGCCAAGGUAGAAGCAAUGACCUUAGACCUUGCUUCUCUUCAGAGUGUGCAGCACUUUGCUGAAGCAUUCAAAUCCAAGAAUGUGCCUCUUCACAUCCUGAUCUGCAAUGCUGCCGUGUUUGGUGCUCCCUGGUGCUUGACGGAGGAUGACCUGGAGUCCACCUUCCAGGUGAACCACUUGGGACAUUUCUAUCUUGUCCAGCUUCUGGAAGACGUUUUACGCCGGUCAUCUCCUGCUAGGGUUGUGAUGGUGUCCUCUGAAUCACACAGAUUUACAGAAAUUAAAGACUCCUCUGGAAAACUUGAUUUCAGCCUGCUUUCUCCAUCUAAGAAGGAGUAUUGGGCUAUGUUGGCCUACAAUCGUUCCAAGCUUUGCAAUAUACUGUUCUCCAAUGAGCUGAACCGACGCCUUUCUCCCCAUGGGGUGACGUCUAAUUCAGUCCAUCCUGGAAAUAUGAUUUACUCCUCCAUUCAUCGUAACUGGUGGGUGUAUACCCUGCUGUUUACCUUGGCUCGACCUUUCACCAAAUCCAUGGGAGAAGAGAGAAAAGGUGUGGUAAGAGGAAAACCAUCUAAGAGGUGUCAGCAACAAGGAGCUGCCACAACUGUCUACUGCGCCACGGCUGCGGAGCUGGAGGGCCUGGGAGGGAUGUACUUCAACAACUGCUGCCGCUGCCUGCCGUCGCAGGAGGCGCAGGGCGAAGCGACGGCCGCGGCCCUGUGGGAGCUGAGCGAGAGGCUGAUCCAAGAACGAAUUGGCAGGCAGUCCAAAUAACAGGGAGCUCCUGGAAGGAUCAAAACACACGAGUGUGUGCACGCUGAAAACUGCCAACACUGGAACCUGUCCAAUCUUAUCAUCUAGAGGGUUUCCAUAUACCUCAGAUACAGAUUAACCAGUGUUAAAUGAAAUAAUAGCAGUCACAACAUAGUGAAAAAUGUUAAGUACUAAUGGGAAAUGGGGAAUACUGCAGGUUAAAGGGACAAUGCGGCUUCCUGGGGCUUAGUUAGUCUUGGUUCUCUUUCUUUUGAUUAUAGCCUGUUCAAAGUGUAACCCAAGGAGGCAUCUUUUGUCUUAUUUUAGAAAAGCAAUGCUGCAGAUAUUUUCUGUUGUUUUGAUUAAUGGGUAGGUACGUAGCCCGAUAUGGGAUUUCCUCUUUAUUUUGAUAAUUACUGUCUGUUAGGCUUUAGGUAUUGAUUGGGAGAUGGUAGCUGUGUUGAUUCUUUUUCCCUACAAGGAUUUUAUUGGGUGUGGCAAAUAAAAAGAUAAUUAAGGAAAGAAAUCUUUCCUGCCCUUAACUGCUGGCUGCAAAUACAUCUGCGCUGUCUAGAAAAGAAGGUGCAAGAAGACAUCUGAACAGAAAUGGUAAAGUCACAGCUAAUUAAGUAUUUCUGAUUUUUUCUUAAAAGAUUAUAAUAAAAGAUAUGUUGUAAACCAUUCCCUAAAUACCGUUGAGUUAGCAAAGAUGAUGUUGUCUCCUUAAGAACACACAGAGCGUAAUCAGGGGUUUAAAUGGUAUUUCCAUCCAUUUCUCAGUUCACAGUUUUAAGGAGUUUUUUUCUUUGAAAGUUCACAGUUUCUCAGUUCUCCUGAUACUGUAUCCCAUUCCAAAUCUCUCUUUUUUUCCUUCAGUUUAAAUUCAAUAAAACAACAUGCUUGCUUGAA
This is a messenger RNA of Harpia harpyja (harpy eagle), 2241 nucleotides long. It is a transcript of the gene WWOX, whose product is annotated as WW domain containing oxidoreductase. NCBI's taxonomy places the organism in Eukaryota, Metazoa, Chordata, Aves, Accipitriformes, Accipitridae. Bases 58 to 1353 code for a protein of 431 amino acids. Gene Ontology annotation, biological process: positive regulation of transcription by RNA polymerase II; hippo signaling. The transcript has 10 exons. Gene Ontology annotation, molecular function: transcription coactivator activity; protein binding. The record is from RefSeq and is a predicted model, not a curated record. Gene Ontology annotation, cellular component: nucleus; cytoplasm.